AUGCAUCACAAAGUCAAUUAUCCACCUCGUCCUCAUCACCUCCUCAACCAUUUCCCGCCGCGGCCGCCGACGGAUUCCAACAAGGAAACAAAGAGCCAGUUCCCUCCGAUGAACUCCACGGCCAACACCCUCCGCUUCUCUUCUCAUCUCUGUCCCCGCUUCCACUCUCCCGCCAAAUCCCCCGCCCUCACCGCCGCUUCCAGAUUCUCAUCCGUCCGAUGCUCCUUCCCCUCCCCGAGCCGCCGCCGUUCUCGCCGCUCCGGCAAGAGGAAACUACUCCAGACCUCGACUUCCACCGCCCGCCCCUCCCUCCACCUAGAUGAUGACCUCGAUCGCGCCGCUUCAGCUCAGAACCUUGAAUUGGUCCUCGACCUCGACCAGCUCUCCUACCUCGCUCGUUCCAACCUCCGCCGGUUCAUCUCUUCCGGAAGGGACGCGUACGCCGACCUCAGCACCCUCGUGUCCUUCGACGAGAGCAGAAGGAUCGUCUUCUCCUGCCGGAAAUCGACCGUGCGGUUCACCGGCAUGGUUUUGCUCUGCGGAUUUGUGAUUGUUUCGGCGGUUAGGGUUUUGGUUAGCCUGGGGAUGGCGUUUAGGCGGAGUGUAGGGUUUAGGCGGGAGAAGGUUGUGGUGAGGAGAGACCGGAGCCUCGGAGGUAGAGAGGUGGUGGUUGCGACGGCAGCGGUGCCGACGGAGAGAGAUGGCGUGAGGUCGAAGAAGAAGAGGUUUGGGAUUUUGGAUAAUCCAUUGUCGUCCCUGAGUCUUGCUGUAGGGGGAAAUGAUUGGAAGAAGUACUUGGCUCGGAGGCAGGACAUGUUGCCGAAAUGGUGGCCGGCGACGGCGGUUGUGGGGCACGUAUUAUUGGAGAAUCAGGAAGAGUAUCAAAAGGAAGCCAAGAGAUUGAUUCGAGCAAUCACGGACUAUAGAACAAGCGGAAAGGAUUUUGCAAUGGACGACAUAAUUCAAUUGCGUCGAAUAUGCAGGACAUCUGGAGUGAAGGUUAGCUUUGACACAACAAACACUCGCGACGCACUCUUCCGUGCAUCAGUUGACUUCAUUUUAAAUUUGUGUAGCAGGAAUCCAAGUUACGGAAGCAUACCUGAGAUUGAUGGUGAAGAUGUCCGGCAGUUCAUUGCUGGUCUUGCUGACAACAUUGGGCUUGAGAGCAUUCGUGCUGCUCGAAUUGUGUCUGCUGGUGUUGCUGCACGCACUCAUUCGUGUUUCUUACAGGCUUGGGCUUUGGACGUGCAAGGGAAACACUCUGAAGCAGUAAUGGAAUUGUUGAGCAUCUGUUCUGUUCUCCACACAUUUCCUCCCGAUGAGUCUUCGCCGGAAAUGGAGAUGGUAGCGGAGGGACUAGGAAAGCACUUAAAGGUCGAGCAGAGGGAACUUCUGAUGGACAUGUUCUGCGUGGCUUGCAGCAGUAAAGAGAGCCAUAAAAGUGCAGCAGAUGCUCUCGGCUUGACGCUCUCAUCUGAAGUAUCUGAAACUGGGCGGCUUCAGGAAGACAGCAGCAGAAGUCCGGUAGAAAGCUGA
Molecule: messenger RNA, 1536 nt
Organism: Linum trigynum
Lineage: Eukaryota; Viridiplantae; Streptophyta; Magnoliopsida; Malpighiales; Linaceae
Source: the annotation of a GenBank genome assembly